Molecule: messenger RNA, 635 nt
Organism: Aplosporella prunicola CBS 121167
Lineage: Eukaryota; Fungi; Ascomycota; Dothideomycetes; Botryosphaeriales; Aplosporellaceae
Exons: 2
Coding region: 210-527 (105 amino acids)
Source: RefSeq, a predicted model, not a curated record
GCUAGCUAGCUGACAGGCAGGCAGGGCAGGCAACCUGCUGACGCCCUAACCUGCCCUACCUCACCCUACCCUGCCUUAGCCGCACCUCACCUAAUCCGCUCUAAGCCCAACAAAGCCGGACAACGGACUGUGCUGUUCCUCCGUCGCCGAGCGGGCUUACGUACCUUACAUAUGCACAUGCCUUCUUACAUGCCUACAUACCUAGUUACAUGCCUAUUCCGUACGUACAUGCCCACGCUAGGGUACAGGGUACGCGCCUUCUGUUCCUCCGCCCUCCGUCUUCCAUCUACAGUUCCUCCGACUCCGACGACGUGACGGAACGGAAGCACGGUGUUUGGCGCUUCGGUCUUCGGGCUUUGGCUUUGGAUGUAUGUAAGGACGGAUUAUUGAUAUUGUGCAUAACUCACGCACUUGCUCACCUUAACUCCAACCCCCACCCGCACCCCCACGCACGCUGUGAUGUGGUGCAUGGUGCGUAUUGCGUGCUGCGUGCAUACAUACGUGUAUACUUGUAUACAUGCGGCUGAAGCAGGCUGAGCGGGCUGAGCUGAGCUGGAUUGGAUUGCUGAGUAGGCAGGAAUGUACGUAGCUGUCUCCUACAUCUGUACAUGCAUGCAUCCAUCCAUCCAUCCAUC